UGUCUGUCCACCUUGAUGUUUUCCCUUUGGCAUGCUCAUGGCAACGUGUGUUGUAGUACGUUUGAAGUCCUCAUAGAAGGACCUUUCGUUUCGAUUAGAAUACUUCGAAUAAUCUCCUGUGAAGCAAAGUUUUAGAAUGAAAAACACACGCCAUAAAACUUGCUGAUUUAUCUAAAAUUAAAAUUUGCUUAUAAAUAAUUGUUAAAAGGUAGAUGUUUUGCGAUAUUUCUGUAUUUCACAAACAAGCACCUUUCCUAGUUCUUCAAGGAGAUGUCUUCGUUCAAUUCCGUGAGUCAUUCGGGUACAGUCGGCGGGUAAAGGUCGAAAAAUGGCGCUGGGGAAUAUUUGAUAAAAAUUUACGAAAAG
This is a messenger RNA of Gryllus bimaculatus (two-spotted cricket), 366 nucleotides long. Lineage: Eukaryota; Metazoa; Arthropoda; Insecta; Orthoptera; Gryllidae. The record is from the annotation of a GenBank genome assembly.